This is a messenger RNA of Meriones unguiculatus (Mongolian gerbil), 8152 nucleotides long. RefSeq names its product keratin-associated protein 10-1-like. Gene Ontology annotation, cellular component: keratin filament. The record is from RefSeq and is a predicted model, not a curated record. The transcript has a single exon. NCBI's taxonomy places the organism in Eukaryota, Metazoa, Chordata, Mammalia, Rodentia, Muridae. Bases 7435 to 8127 code for a protein of 230 amino acids.
AGCAUCCCCCAGGUGCAGGUCUGAUACCCUCAGAGUCUUGAACCCCACAGUCCUGCUCCCCACAACUGGGUUCAACCUGGUACCCAUGUCUCCCUGCUCAGUUCCCAGUAUCUUACCUCUUGCCUCCACCACACUCUUUUUUAUCCGGUGGCCAGAUGGAGGCUACUAGCCCGAGACCAGUUGACCAGCUGUGACUCCUGCAAACCUUCUGAGGCUGCCCUAGAACAUCUGGCCAUGCAGGGGGACAGGCUUCAUGUGUCAUAGCUCAGUCUCUCUGAGACGCUGGCCUUGAGCUGCAUCCAAUGUUGGCCUUCUGCUGGCUAUUUGGUUUUCUCUCUCUCUCUCUCUCUCUGUGUGUGUGUGUGUGUGUGUGUCCCUGCAGGUUCCAGGGAGACACCUGCCAUGGUUAGGGCCAGCAGGGCUCUGCUGAGGCCUGACACCCUACUCUGUACUCCUGUCCCCUAUGCAGGCCUCAGAGCUAAGCUGACCUUGGGUCUUCUCUGUGACCUCGCCCACCCACUCAGCUCCCUUCCCUGUCCUCUAUGCCCCUUUGUGAAAUAAAACAAACAGAGAUUCCUGGAAGAGUCUGUGUUGCUGGGCUGGUUCUGGAAGCUUCUGCAUUUUAUUUACUUUCCAAUUUGAGUGGUCGUUCCCAUGUCGAUCAUUUCCGAGAGCCACUUCUGUUUCUAGAAGUUUCUGCCAGUUCUCACUUCUGGUGGCUUGUUUCCUUGCGUGCCUUGUCCUUUUUCUGGCUGAGUCAUGGUCUUGUCCCUGACGGAGUGCCGAUGGAGGCCUUGGAUGAAGGGGUCAGAAGCUCCAGGAUCCACGAUCAGCUUUAUUAGAUUUGACACUUGUUCCCAAGGACCAACCGGGACACAUGAGUCCGGGGGGGCUAGAGAGAUCUUCAGAGGCGCUUAAUAGGACACUGCCAAAUGAGUUUGAUUUUCAGAUGAUCCCACAAGGUAGUGAAAGAGAACUGACUUCAGCUAGCUAUCUUCUGACAUCCAUAGGUACACAACACACACAAAUACACACUCACACACACAGUCUCUUAUACACACACAAACAUUUACACAAACAAACACUCACACACACACACACAAAUAAAUCAAUCUUUUAAGUCACAAGCUUGUCAGCAGAAUGGGAAUUGGUGGCUUGGCAGGCAGAUGGCUCUGUGCUCCAGCAGCCCCUGACCCCACUGGCUGCUGUGGUGGAUCUUGUGGCUCCUUACCUGAAGGAACAGCUCCUUGCAGCCUUUCAACGAACAUGGGCUUGGUCAGUUUCCUUCCAGUUCCAAGGAAGGCCUACUUGGAGGAGGCAAGAAGGGCAGGCAACAGCUGCCAUCCGGGUCCUUCCUUUGCCCAGCACCUUGUCACCAUGGCUCACCUCUGUGGGUCUCCCACUGACGGUGGCCAGCCUGAUCUCGGAAGAUGGACACUCCCUCCUUGGAGGGUUCUGGAAAUGAAGCUUGUUUCUCCAUCACGGAGAGCUGAAGUCAGGCAAGAAUGCCCUUUGGCCAUUUGAGUCCGAACAGUUGGGGUGUAUGGAGGGCAGGAACCCCAUUUCUGGAUGGGUUAAGCAGCCAUGGUCAGGGAGGCCCCGUGCCCAGGCAGCAUCCUGGAAGUCAUCGCCUGCCUUGACUGGGUGACGCUGUGUGGGGACGUGGUCUCUUUGCUUCAGGCUUUGCCCCGAGCUGUGGGUUCACGAUUACUUCUCAGCUGUUGAAGCUGAGGAUAUGUGUGGGGAGUUCCUGAGUGAGACAGGCCGGCUCGGCUCUCCCACCUUAUGUGACGCUCUGCCUGUGUCCACCUGGGGACUGGCAUGCUCCAACAGCACUGUCCAGCAGAUGCAGCCCCCCACACAGGCAAACCCCAGUGUGGCAGGUUGAAAAUGCAAACACAGAUGAGUGGAAUUGAUUUAAUAACCAGGUUUCCCACCUAGUGCUGUCUGAGUGUGGCUGGAGGGUGUCACCAGGGUCUGUCUCGGGCAUCUGGUCCUUGGUGGAAUGGUACCCUAGAGGUGGGGCAUGGUGAAGGUCAGAACUAACUCCUCACCUCAAGGGUUUCCCUCCCUUCACAUGACCUCCUUCCAGGCUGCCAUCUACCGUGGUAAGAUGCAGUUGGGGGGACCAUGACAGAACUUGGGCCAUGCUGCUGUGUUUCAGCCUCCAGAACCAUGAACUAUAUAAACCUCCUUUCUUCAUAAGCACCUGGCCUUUGGUGUUUUUGUUAUAGAAACAGAAAUUAUGCUGACACGCUACGUCUAAGACGCAAUCACUUCACUGGGAUGAAUGCGUCCUGUUACUGUCUGGUUAGCAGUGGAUGAAAUGUGGGAGCCAGGAUAAUUCACACCACCUUAUGCCCAGAGGCUUGAGCCGUGGUUUCUGCCACUAUGCCUCACCAGCCCCACUGCCGAGUUUUUGCCAUUUCCUUUAAAACGUGUCUUUCUUUGCUCUUUGCGUGUAGAGGAAGUUCGGCUGUGUAGACUUGCACACUCUAUCUAUCUGUUCCUGUUGGUAGACACCUAGGCUGGGAAGAAUGCUGUAGAACACACUGAUGGACAGGUAGCUCUGUGACCUGUGGACCUGGAGUCCUUCAGAGACCAGUGUUCUUGUCCAUCCAUCUGUCCCACUGAUAUUCUGCUCCUGUUCACCUAGCUAAAAGUGUCCCCAAGUUUUUUCUUUUUAAAAAAUAGAUUUUUAUUUUUAUUCUUUUUUUUUCCAAGAUAGGCUUUCUUUGUGUAGCCUUAGCUGUCCUGGACUGGCUUUGUAGACCAGGCUGGCCUUGAACCCACAGUGAUCCAGUUGCCUCUGCCUCUCUGAGUGCUGGGAUUACAGGUGUGCACCACCGAGUCCAGCUUAAAACUUUUUUUUAAUUGUGUAUGUGUGUGUGUGUGUGUGUAUGUAUGCUUAUGUGUAGGUGUAUGUGUGUGUCUGUCUGUGUCUAUGUAUAAGUGUGUCUGUUUCUAUGUGUGUGUGUAUGUCUGUGUGUCUUUGUCUAUAUGUGUCUGUGCCUGUGUAUCUGUAUGUCUGUGUAUGUCUGUGUGUAUGUGUGUCUGUUUUGUUGUGUGCUUCUGCACAUGAGUAUAGUUCAGAACAGAGUGUGGGGUCCUGUGGAGGUGGAGUUACAGUACCUAAGGAAAUACUGGGCGAUGAACUCAGGUCCUCUAGAAGAGCAGCCAGUGCUCCUAACCACUGAAUCAUCCCCUCCGGCUCCACAACCAUUAUGACUUGUCUCAGUUCCUUUUCUGUUACUGGGACAAAACACCAUGACCACCACUACUUAUAAAAGAAAGCAUUUAAUCCUUGGGCUCAAUGUUCCAGAGAGCCCGUGACCACCAUGGAAGGGAACACGGCAACAGGCAGACAGACAUGGCGCUGGAGCAGUGGCUGAGAGCAUACACCUUAACGCACAGGCAUGAGACAGAGAGAGCUCACUGGAAGUGAUGUGGGCUUCUGAAAUCCCCAAGCCCACCCCAGGGGCCCACCGUGUCCUUCAAUGAAACCGCGCCUCCUAAUUCUUCCCAAAGGGCCAACCAACUGGGCACCAAACGUUCAAACAGGGAGUCUGUGGGGGUCAUUCUAUUCAAGCCACCUCGUUUCUUGGGGAUUAUUUUUGUCCUGGCUGUGCUUUCCCAUCUCCCUUGUGACUGACUUGCCAUGCUUGGGCUCAAGGAGACGCUCACUCUGUUUAUUAUCUUUUUAUUUUUAUUUUUUUCCUUCUGUGGAAGAACCUGCUUGUGUUUGUCCCUGAAGCCAUUGGGUGGAGGCUCCGUGGCGCUAAUUUGUUUUUCCCUGCCUCCCUGGGAAAUCUUCAACCCAGAUGCUUCAGGUUAUAUUUCCUUAUGUGCUUCCUGUCUUUUAUUUUGGAAUGCAGGGAGUCAUGGUAUGUCUUACUGUGCAGCCAGGGGCAGGCUGCUUAACCUCUCUGUGCCCAGUUCUCCAUAUCUGUCUAAAUAUAACUUAAUUGAGAAGGUGACCUGACUGGAUAGCUACUGAAUGAGUUGCAUUGGUGGUAACAACCUAAGGAUUUGCGUGUGUGUGUGUGUGUGUGUGUGUGUGUGUGUAUGUGUGUGUGUGUGUGUGGCUUCUCACUGGAAAGUGCUUCAGUCUGCCAUGGUGAGUAAAGCGUGGCAGUGCAAACAUGGCGGUGGAAGCAUGGCGUGCUCAUAGCAGCAGGAGCGUGUUGCACAGGCUCCUCGUGCCUUCUCACCAGGAAGCAAAGAGCUCGGGACCAAAGCAGAGUUCAUCCAGAACCCUCACACCCCGUCCCUGUUCCCCUACAUCUGCCAGCUAGAUCCGAUCCCCAGCAGGUUUCAUAACUUUCCCAAAACAGUACCGGCAGCUGGGGAUCAGACCUUCAAACACAGGAGCCCAAGGAGGACAUUCUAGCUGGCCACACAGCCCUCGGCUCAUGGCUGCCCCUCGAAGCAAAAGUACAUUGAGUACAAAUUCAAAACUUUCCAUCGUCUCCCGACAGUCACAGCACUGUUAAAGGUCCAAAAUCCCUUUUGAAAUGCAAGUUGUGAUCAUGAGCCACGAGCCCCUAAAUCAAACCCUGCUCACAUACACCAACAUAGAAAUAUUACCAAUCCAAACAGGAGGAAUGGAGAUGAGCAGAUAAGCACAGAAAUGUCACACCAAGUAAAGCCAAAACCCAACAGGGCAAACUCGCUCAGCUCUGCGUCCAGCCUCACAGCCUCAUGGUGCCAUUGUCGGGACUCUGGUGCCAUGAGGAGCACUGCCUACAGCUCUGUUGCCUACAGCACAUGUCUCUUUCUUUGGUAAAUCCCAUCCCAUGCCUGCAGCUCCCCCCAACAGAUUUCUGACAUGCCUGGCAUCUCCAAGCAUUACCUCCUGGGGUCCCUCUUACAGUGCUUUCUACGUCUGCAUUACUACUUGGGAUUCACCUUUGCAGCUUCCUGCUUGGCCCAUACAAGCUCACGUGGGGACAGUGCCUGGCCUCAGAGGCUUGCUGCAACCUUGGCACAUGCACCAUGACAUUGCAACUCAUGUGCGCUGCAUGUCUAAAACCACAGCACUACACAGACAUUGACAGCACAUUGUGUUCCCAGCUCAAGGCCUGGCCUGGCCCUCCUUCCCCACAGGCACAGUGACCUCUGUGGAGAGUGGGCAGAAGAGGACCUCAAUGGUCUUGUUGGAGCAUGUUGCCCUGGAGUGGAGACAUUCUCACGCUGAAGGCCUCGCCUCUGUUAUUCCAGUUCACAGCAUGCAGUUUUCCCUUAUUUGCGUUGAUCUCUCCAGCAGUUACGUUUGCUUCCGUUGGCGUCUGCAACCUCCACCGCUGCUUUGUUGGAGGCUAAAUUCUCUCCCACUUUUUCUCACUCAACUGCACACUCUUCACCUCUUUUGCGCUAUGCUUUUGGUUCAGAGUUCUCACUGUAAACGCGGAGAAAGGCAGCGAGCAUCAACCAUGCCACAGGCCGAUGAUAGGCUAUCUUUAAAAUUCCCUCUAUCAAACAGACUAGUCCGUUAAUUUUUAAUUUAGUCCCAUUCAGUAUUCUGGGAUGUGGGCAGAACGUAGCCAGCCUCUUUGACAAAGUGUAACCCUGAAUGGCCUUGAGCCCUGGUCCCAGUAGAGCCCUAUUCUUUGAAAUCUCGUGAGUCGGGUCUUCGCUGUCCGAACUGACCUAUGGUCACGUGAACCAUCAGAAUUGCCCAUUAAGCUGUUCAGACUUUCCCACCACUGGACUCUUCCACAUUCCUCUCACACACAGGUUCCAAGGCUAGACCACACAGUCAGAUGCACCGCAGAAACAGCGCCAGUCUGAUUUGGGGUAGUAGAUCUUUUUCUUGCCAUAUUAUAUACCCAGCUUAGGGAAGCUAGGCCUGUUUGGGCUCCGGGUUUGAGAGGGUGCACUGAGUCCUGGCGGGAAGGCAUGGCAAAAGGAGCGUGUGACUCGGCCUUUCACAUCUCAGGGAUCAAGAGGCAGAGCUCCAGCCAAGUGACUCAGCCCGUGAGCCUCCCCCACCCCCAAGCUCUACCUUCUAUGACCUUCCAUUGACAGUUCGGCCAUACCUUCAAACAACAUAAGCCACCGUGGGUCAAGACUCCAAACACAUGGUGAGCCUCGUGGAGACAAUGCACACUUAAACCACAACAGACAGGAAGUACCGAGCACCUCGCCAAGCACAUAGCAGUCCUGUCCCUGUCCCUGUCCCUGUCCCUGUCCUCACCGUGGUAAGGACCUUUCCCAGAGCUCACUGGAUCUGUCACUCAAGUCUGUGCACUGUGAUUUUCUGUUCCCACGCCAUGACACCAAGCUUCCUGUGUUCUGCUGGGGACAAGUGCUUCUGGUGGCUCCCUCUGGCUGCUGUCCCCUUGCUCACAGAGUCUGUGAUGGGCCACAGAAGGUUAAGGCUGACGCUUAAGGAGAGUGGAGUGUACUGUGUGCAGAUAAACCACGUGGGUCUGGGCAAAACUUUGGUUACAACCAGACGAUCUGAGUCAAAUAAAUACUACAGCAGCCCUAAGCCCCAGGGGCUUCCUGUCCAUCCUGAAUUCUCUCCGGGAUCUUCCCUGAGAGGGUUUAGAGCUCUGUGCACAUCUCUAGCUCUGUCUCACAGUCCCGUCGGUGUUUUGUACUUGUGGCUCAGCUUCUCCCUGCUCUCACCUUGACCCACCUUGACCUUGCCCGGAAGCUACCAGGUGCUGAAAAGUUUCUCUUUCAUCUGCUGACCUCCUGUAAAUGAGGGCAGAACAGUUCCUUAGACAGGAGACUCAAUCGUUAGUGGAGGGUUCCCACAAACACCAGGCAUGCGUGUUAUCAUUCCGAUUCUUGGUUUGUCAUUUACCUGGCCCCCAGGAUGGCAUGGGAGGUUCUGGUGACAGUGGCCCUGCUCACCCCUCCCCCAUGUCAACUGAGGCCUCUAAGGAACCGUGAGAGACUCAGCUGUGUGAGGUCUGAAUGCUGUCUCUCUGCCCACGGUGCUACCCUGCACAUCCCAAGAGAGCGCAAGAGGAUGCUGGGAUGCAGGGUUGCAGGAGAGGUACGCCUGUGAGGAGCAUCUGGGACCAGGGCCAGCUCCCUCCUCCCCCUGCUCCUGCUACCUCCCUGGCAUAGGCCAUCCAGGCCACCCCACUGAGGUCCAAGACUGGAGACACGGAACACAACCUCAUUACCAAGGGUCAUCUCCAAAACCAUGACAGGUGAGCGAUAGGUAGCAGGAACAGACAGCCCAGGCCCAAGCAGAGCGACCAGCACAACAGGAGUUUAUGCCUGAGCCCUGCAGAGCACCCUCCAGACUGAAAAACAAGGAAGAGGAAGGGCGCAGAGCCUCUUGCAGCAAAACAUUCCUGGAGAAUAAAAGCCAGAAGCCCAGAGCCCAUCAUACACACACACACACACUCUCCCUCAUCACUCACACAGUCACUCAACACACUCACACACUCCCAACUCCCAGCCAGCCCUGCCAUGGCUGCCUCCACCAUGUCUAUCUGCUCUGAUGCUCACACCAACUCCUCCUGGCAGGUGGACGACUGCCCAGAGAGCUGCUGUGAGCCCUGCUGCUGUGCCCCCAGCUGCUGCCAGCCCUGCUGCUGUGCCCCCAGCUGCUGCCAGCCCAGUUGCUGCCAGCCCAGCUGCUGUGCCCCAGCCACCUGCCUGACCCUCGUCUGCACCCCAUUGAGCUGUGUGUCCAGCCCCUGCUGCCAGUCUGUCUGCUGCACACCCUCUUGCUGCCAGCAGUCUAGCUGCCAGCCAGCUUGCUGUACCUGCUCCCCCUGCCAGCAGUCCUGCUGUGUGACUCUCUGCUGCAAGCCUGUCUGCUGCACACCCAUCUGCUGUGGAUCCUCCUCAUGCUGCCAGCAGUCUAGCUGCCAGCCCUCAUGCUGCCAGCCUUCCUGCUGUGUGCCUGUCUGCUGCAAGCCUGUCUGCUGCACACCCAUCUGCUCUGGCUCCUCCUCCUGCUGCCAGCCAUCCUGCUGUGCUCCUGUCUGCUGCAAGCCCUGCUCCAGCAUGUCCCUGCUCUGUCGCCCCGUGUGCAGACCCGCCUGCUGCCUGCCCACCUCCUCCUGCUGUGCCUCCUCCUGCCAGCCCAGCUGCUGCCGCCCAGCCUCCUGUGUGUCCCUGCUCUGCCGCCCUGCCUGCUCCCGCCCCACUUGCUGAGGCUUCUCUUUGGGUCAGGAGUCUA